Molecule: messenger RNA, 2241 nt
Organism: Trichomonas vaginalis G3
Lineage: Eukaryota; Parabasalia; Trichomonadida; Trichomonadidae
Product: armadillo (ARM) repeat-containing protein family
Exons: 1
Coding region: 1-2241 (746 amino acids)
Source: RefSeq, a predicted model, not a curated record
AUGAACUCAGAGUUCUAUAACUUCUUCUCCGAGAUUGUUCUAAAUCAAAAUCCUUCAAGCGAAUGCUUUGACUACCUGACCAUGCUCAAAUGCAAGGAGCCGCAGCAAUAUUUGCAAUCUCUUAUUGAAAUUAUCAAUGACGAUCAAAUUCCUCAGAAAAUUCGAUUAAGCGCCAUUAAUUCGAUUUUAGUCCCAUUGAACAAGCCAUCAAAUGCUAUAAGAAUCAAUAUUGAUGAGUUAGGUUUAGAAUUGUUCCAAACGCUUCAGGAUAAUAUUAUUUCAUGUUUAAGUCAAUUUAUUGAGCAAAAUAAUGAUUUUGGAGUAGCAUCAAGGAAAUCUUUUAUAGAAUGCACAAAAAUGAGAUAUCAAGAUAGUCAUAUAAUUAAAGAAAAAGCAAGAGAGCUCGUUGUCAACAAGAUUACAGAAUUUAUGAAUCGCGAAACAAGCAAUGAAGAUGAAUUGAGAAACUUAAUUUCAUGUUUAGCAAGAACUACAAUUGGAUAUGAAGAACUAAUAGACUUAAUCAAUUCAAGAAAUUGGAGCAAUGAAACAAUUAAUGUCAUAUUAAAAUUAAUAAGUAAAUUCAGAAAUAUUCAAGCAAACCAGAAAGUUGCUGAUUUUUUGAUUAAUUUGCUCGAUCUUUUUAAUUCAUAUCCAUAUUUAAUUGGAAAAAUUUUUGGAAGAGCCUAUUUAUCUGAAGUUGAAGAAAUAUAUCCGGGAUUUAUUCAAAAAACAUAUAGCAUUAUGAUGACAAACCCAUUAUCAUAUAGAUUCGUCAACAACUACAAAGUUCGCCUUCCAAAUGAUGUUGAUUUCUCGCAAUUUAUGCAAUAUAUGAUUGCAGGACAUGCGAAAGCAAUAGAAAAAGAGGAUUAUUUUUCAAGCACUCGUUUUAACUUUAUUUUUUCUGAUUUCAUGAAGAAAUUUGGGGAUGAUUUAUCACAGAUUCUCCAAGCAAUUUUAGAUCGUUUUGAAUCAGAUGAUAAAAACAUUAUUAGAUCAGCUGUUGUUUUCUAUGAAUAUAGUGCAGUAGCUGUCCCUGCAGUGUUUGAAAUUUUACCUCCUGAAACAAUUAUUGAAAAGAUUCCAAAAGACGAAAGUGUAGAAAUGAUGUCUUCUUAUGUUGAAUUCAUAUCAUUUAUCAUCAGACAGAAUGUUUUGAUACCAGAUGAUGAAAUUAUCAAUCUUGCUUGUGAAUUGUAUUUGAAUGAAGAUGAAAAACUUCAUGAAGCAUCUAAUAUCUUAAUAAGCUCAUUGUGUUAUUUGAAAAAGGAUGAAAUCAAUAAUUUCUUUUGGGAAUUCAUAUCAUCAAAGAUUGAAGAAAAUCAAGAGGAUGAAGAUGUUCUCGCCAAAUGCUUAUUUUCAUAUUCGGAAAUUAUACAAUUUUUCGGAGAUGAAUUGUCAAAUCAAUGCGCUCAACAGUUGCUUGAUUAUGCAAUAUUAAUUUAUGAGGGCAACCCAGCAAGUAUUUUAAUUGGUCCUGCAGUACAUGCAUUGGUUCCAGCAGUAAAGCUUGCAGGAAAUUUAUUUGAGGAAUCUGCUGAAAAAGCAUUAAAUUUCGGAAUAGAAUUAUAUCAGCAUGACUUUGAGGAGGAUGGAAAUUUCAUUGUUGGCGCUAUAGUUGAUGUGUUUGGAAAGACAAAUCCUCAAAUUGUUUCUAUUUUAAUAGAAAUGGAAAUCGAAUUGAUCAAAAACAUUCAGGAUCUUUCAAAAUUAGAUGAAAUUCUUGAAACAAUCACCAAGCCAAUAGAUUAUAUUGAAGAUCCAGAUCAACUAGCUGAAAUCGCAGAGACGUUAAUUUCAGUCCUUCAAGAACAUAUUGGAUUAAGUUCAAUUCGUAAUAUCAUAACUAUACUCGCAAAAAUUUAUGCAAAUAACAAGGAUGUGAUAAUUCCCUUGAUUUCAAAAAUUGAUGGAUCAAGUCUUUUCAUUCCAACAUCUUUUGCUGAUCCAAUGAAAGCAUUUUGGUUUAUCACCUUCUUAAUCAAUCAAAAACUUGCUAAUGGAGAAGAAAUUGAAAUGCUUGUCAAUUCAUUGGAUAUUAUUUUUGGCGAAAUGGUUAUUUAUAAUAAAACCAAGGAAUCAGCAGAAAACAUACUGAAGAUAAUUGAUGCCUAUAUAACCUUACAAAUAGCCAAAGAGGGAAAUGAUGAAGCAAAGGUAAAAAUUGAUGAAGAGUGCGCUGAAGCACUGAAGAAAAAAUUCCCUCAAAAAUUAAAUCUGUUUGAAAUUGAAAAUUAA